AAAAAAGGCAAGUUUUGCCUCAUGCUCGCAGGGCUCAGGGCUGCCGGCCAUCUGUCCGCGCCGGGACGCAGGAAGCGGAGAGCAGCGCGGCGCGGAGCGGAGCAGGACCAUCUCUGAAGGAUCUCCCCUUUUUCCUGUAGCUCAUGGGAUGCAGCACUGAGGUGAACAGGACUUCCUACUUUUAAGGCUGUGUUGACUAAGUGAAGAAGAAAAAAAAGAAAAAAACGAAGCUGCUUUCAAGCAUAGAAGAGACAAGACCAGGAUGAACACGAAGGACGCAAAAGUGACUGAAGGAGGUCUCAAUGUCACGCUCACCAUACGCCUCCUCAUGCACGGCAAGGAGGUUGGAAGCAUUAUUGGAAAGAAAGGUGAGACAGUUAAGAAGAUGAGGGAGGAGAGUGGUGCUCGAAUCAAUAUUUCAGAAGGCUCCUGUCCAGAAAGAAUUGUGACAAUAACAGGCCCAACAGAUGCCAUUUUUAAAGCUUUUUCUAUGAUUGCACUAAAAUUUGAAGAGGACAUAAAUGCUUCGAUGACAAACAGCACGGUGACCAGCAAGCCACCCGUAACACUGCGACUCGUCGUGCCAGCGAGUCAGUGCGGGUCCCUUAUAGGAAAAGGAGGCUCCAAAAUCAAAGAAAUCAGGGAGCAGUGUGCUGAUAGCAGUAUUGCAAAUACAUGCCAAGCACAAAUGCCUGGGAAAAGCCUUGCUAUGGCGGAAGCAGCUGUCCAGCACAUCUGUACAUGUGUGUCUUCCUGCAAGCUAAAGACGUCCACAGGAGCCCAAGUGCAAGUGGCAGGCGAUAUGUUGCCAAAUUCGACAGAGCGGGCGGUGACGAUCUCGGGCACUCCUGAUGCCAUCAUCCAGUGUGUGAAGCAAAUCUGCGUGGUCAUGCUUGAGUCCCCACCCAAAGGUGCCACCAUCCCCUACCGUCCCAAACCUGCCUCUGCACCUAUCAUUUUUGCAGGUGGCCAGGUAAGAGCAGACACCAUUUUGGCUUCAGCUGGAAACCACACCGUCUUGGCCCAACCUCAGCCAGCGCCUGCGUUUACGAUUCAGGGCCAGUAUGCCAUCCCGCAUCCAGACGUGAGUCCAGCGCAUUUGACCAAGCUUCACCAGUUGGCUAUGCAGCAUCCCCCCUUUACUCCCCUUGGGCAGACCACCCCUGGUUUCCCUGGACUGGAUGCCACCACUCCAACCAGUUCCCACGAACUUACUAUUCCAAACGAUUUAAUAGGCUGCAUUAUUGGCAGACAAGGCAGUAAGAUAAAUGAAAUCAGGCAGAUGUCAGGAGCGCAGAUCAAGAUUGCUAAUGCCACAGAAGGCUCUGCAGAACGACAAGUUACAAUCACAGGAUCCCCUGCAAAUAUCAGCUUAGCACAGUACCUCAUUAAUGCAAGGAUAUGUUCUUCUCUUGGUGUUCAGGGAUUCCCCACACAUCGAGACGAGAAUAGACCCCUUCACUUUUAGUUGCAUAAACACCAUAUGGCAUGCAUCUGGAUCUCAGAAGAUAACAAUUUAAGAUCUUCAAGACAGCUAAAGCAUGCAAAUAAAAUAAUGCACUUAUAAAUGGAGUUGCAGUGAGCUGCUCACCAGAGACAGAAACUCUAGUGAACAAACCUCUUUGACUCACUUAGAAAAGCCUGUGAACUCUCACAAUUCUGUUUAUUACUGUUUAACAAAUCUUUUGAUGGAAUGGGAUAAAUGAGGUCUUUCUUUUAACAUACUUUUGCAAAGAAGAAAACUUCUCAGCAAUCAUAUGCCGUGGAUACUCUAUCUAUCUAUACCCUGUGAAACCAGAAACAAACUAUUUAUUUUCUUCUUGUUGAAUUUCUAGCUAGAAGUCAUUUGUUACCAUCAUCUACAAUAAACCAUCAUAUAUUAUUAUGUACCAUAUGUUGAAACUGUAUUUAGACAAAGUGACUUCAUUUGUAAAUGAAGACUCUUAAAGCAAUGUAUAAUAAAUUAAGCUCUAAGGUAAUAUAGGAUAUUAAGGUGGCCUUUUCAUUUUUAAAAAGUUACGUUGUUGCAAAAGUUCUCUUUUCCCAAGAGAACUUCUGUCCCAGUAGGUGCCCCCACAGCAGCAGCGCUCGUUUGCAGCGGCACCAGGUGAAGAACCGAGUAACGUUCAUGCGAGAGGUCUGUGAUAGCUGUGGUUCAGGUGCUCAAACAGGGUUUUGAGAGGGAGAGCUGCACUGCCACUACCUGUGUGUGCUGGGACCCAGUUUCAGUGUCUGAACUGGCGCAGGUCCUGCAAUCUCUUUAAUAUGUUGGCAUGAAAUUAACAGUUUCAGGGAAAAGCUGAGUACACCUAGACUUACUAACUUACAUUCUGUAAUGUUAGGGGGAAAAAAAGCCAUAUAAAGACUCAGGGUAGGGUGGACUUUUUCUUUCUCUCGCUCUCCCAUGAGCUCUGUCAUUCUCGUAGAUUCAGUAUCCAGGGCCAGUAUUUCUGCAUGUAUCAGUGUCUCACAGCAGCAUGGGAUUUAAAAGACUACCCACUGUAUUCUUCAAACAAUCUGUGUAUAUCUUCAAACUGUUUUCUAAACAGAGUUGCCAUCUAGAUAAUAAGUUAUCGC
Molecule: messenger RNA, 2577 nt
Organism: Rhea pennata
Lineage: Eukaryota; Metazoa; Chordata; Aves; Rheiformes; Rheidae
Product: poly(rC)-binding protein 3-like
Exons: 15
Coding region: 263-1468 (401 amino acids)
Biological process (GO): regulation of RNA metabolic process; regulation of gene expression
Cellular component (GO): nucleus; cytoplasm
Molecular function (GO): mRNA binding
Source: RefSeq, a predicted model, not a curated record